Dromaius novaehollandiae (emu) is the source of this 8496-nucleotide messenger RNA. It is a transcript of the gene TEF, whose product is annotated as TEF transcription factor, PAR bZIP family member. Bases 199 to 1164 code for a protein of 321 amino acids. Lineage: Eukaryota; Metazoa; Chordata; Aves; Casuariiformes; Dromaiidae. Gene Ontology annotation, molecular function: DNA-binding transcription factor activity, RNA polymerase II-specific; RNA polymerase II cis-regulatory region sequence-specific DNA binding. The record is from RefSeq and is a predicted model, not a curated record. Gene Ontology annotation, cellular component: nucleus. Gene Ontology annotation, biological process: regulation of transcription by RNA polymerase II. The transcript is spliced from 5 exons.
GCGGGCGCCCGCGCUCAUGAAUAGUGAAAGAGCCGAGGAGCGUCAGCCGGGUGCGCAUGCGCCGUCGGUCUCUCGCGCGCUGUCUUCUCGGGCUCGUCGGUGUCGACGGGUCCCUGGGAGCUGUCGCAGCCUCGCCUCGCCUCGCGACUGCGGCCGACCGUUGGCAGCCGUUCAGCCGCCCGCCAGCUUGCGGGGAGUAUGCCCGGCCGCGCCGCGCACCAGGAGGCGGCGGCGGCGGGAGGAACUGAGCCCACUGCAGCCGGGGGGAGCGCGGGGGCCGCCGCGCAGCAGGAGCAGCGGGGCCUGACGGGGACCUUCCCGCUGGUGCUGAAGAAACUGAUGGAGAACCCGCCGCGGGACGCGCGCCUGGAUAAAGAGAAAGAGAAGAUAAAACUUGAGGAAGAUGAAGCAGCAGCUGCCAGCACUAUGGCAGUCUCAGCUUCCCUUAUGCCACCCAUUUGGGACAAAACUAUUCCUUAUGAUGGAGAGUCUUUCCACCUGGAGUACAUGGAUCUUGAUGAGUUCCUUCUGGAAAAUGGAAUUCCUUCCAGCCCUACUCACCUGGAUUUGAACCAAAAUCCACUCUUGCCUGUGGCUGAGCUGGAAGGAAAGGAGUCUGCCAGUGCUUCCACUGGUUCACCUACAUCAUCGUCAUCAUCAUCAUCAUCUACUGCAGUUUACCAGCAAUCUGAAGCGGCCUCCAGCACAGAGUCCCCUCCACAAAAUGAGAGAAAUACUCCCAGCCCCAUUGAUCCUGACUGCGUAGAAGUUGAGGUGAAUUUUAACCCUGACCCUGCUGAUUUAGUGCUGUCCAGCGUGCCUGGUGGUGAGCUCUUCAAUCCUCGCAAGCACAAGUUUACAGAAGAGGACCUGAAACCACAGCCUAUGAUUAAAAAGGCCAAGAAGGUUUUUGUCCCAGAUGAGCAAAAGGAUGAAAAAUAUUGGACAAGGCGAAAGAAGAACAACGUGGCAGCAAAGCGUUCCCGUGAUGCUCGACGAUUAAAGGAGAAUCAAAUCACAAUUCGGGCAGCCUUCCUUGAGAAAGAGAAUACAGCCCUGAGGACGGAGGUUGCAGAGCUGCGCAAGGAAGUGGGGCGAUGCAAGAACAUUGUUUCUAAAUACGAGACCAGAUACGGACCCUUUGACUUAUCUGAUUCCGAGUGAUGCAACUUUAAAGACUUUAAAAAAACAAAGAAACUAAAAAGCACACAUGAAUCGCCAGUCUUCAGAGUGAGCGUGAAAUCUAUGAGGUGUCCCAACACAAACAACUGACGAUGACCCUGCCUGCCUGCUUGCCUGCAAGUACCCCAUCUGAACUACCCAGGGCUGGGCAUGAUGAAAAGUGCAAAGUCUCCUUAACUCUGUAUAUGGCUUUCUUAUCUGUCUUUCUCACUGUAACUAUGAACUACAAUAAGCUUGCUUACUGGGGUUUUGUCAAGACACUCAAAGUUCAUUUCUCCAAGUCUGUUGACAACCUGUGUGAAUAGUGGCUCUUUGUUUUGGCACUUGAGUGGAAGAAAAUGGGGAGCUUUAAAUGGAAGUGGCUCUGUGUAUUAAGAACUGAUAUAUAUAGAUAUAGAUAUAUACACACACACACACCUCUCUCUCUCGCGCGCGCGCGUUCUCUCUCUCUCUCUCUCUCUCUCUCUCUCUCUCUCUCUGUGUAUAUAUAUAUAUAUAUAUAUGGUUUUUUUUCCUCCCCUUCAGCAAAUACUGCAGCUCACUUCUGGUACAGUGUAGUAUCUUGUAUUGUUAGUGCAGAACUGAAGACACCAGGAAAACAGCAAUCUGUAAGGUGUAAGACUUUCAGUGCAGGAAAGUACAGCAGAUAUAUUUGAAACAGACUAGAAAGCACCACAGUGUGCCAUACAAGGAGUAGUAAUAAACUCCUAUCAAAUGACUUGUAAUAGUAAAACACUUGAUUUGCUUUCCUGCCCCAUAGUUACACAGCUGUAACCUACUUUUUCUUUUUUUCCCCUCUUAUGAGGCUCACUUUCCUCUGUGGUAUCUGACUGAAACAAAAUCUGUUCUCCCUUUACUAUUCAGCAAUCAUGAAAAGGGUGUUGGUCUGAGCUGCUGAUCCCCAUAUCUUUCAGCAGUCCAGUACUACCGAAUGAGUUAAUCACCAAAACAGUGACUUAGCUACCGUAUUACAAUUUUCUGUCUCCUCUUGACCACAAGAGAACUGCAGUGGGGAACGAAUUCUUUGUUCAUCUGUUUCAUAAAUCUGAAACAGCCAAUGAUUUUUGGAGUCACUAAUCAAAACCUUUGUGCUGGUAUAGAGGAGUAGAUGAAAGCUUGGACAGACCGUGGGGAUGCUUGUUGUGUGUAAAAUACAGAGGAAGUAGGUGGAAGUUCCUUUCUAAGAGUCUCAUCAGCAUGACAAGAAUCUACUUCUGUACUGAGGAAGCUUAAGAACUAAAUUCAUGUGGGAAGAAAGUACUUAAUUUCUUGGAAAGUAGUAUAGGGUCAUGCUCAUAGUCAAGAUGAAGCUUGUCAGACAGGAGUGAAAGAUGAUCAGUGUAUUUUUGCCUGGAGAUUAACAAGCAGCAUACACUUUGAGGGAAAAAAUAUUCUUGAAAGCUUUCAGAAGCACAGGUGCCUAAAUGUGAGGCAGUUAGUUACCAGCAAAGUUUGACAUGCUAUUAUAUUGAACAAGUAUUUUAACUUUGCAUUUACCUGAGAUUCUGCCCUUAAUUUCACAGUAGAAAGGCAAAGAGAAAAAGGAACAAAGAAGCAGAUCAUGUUGUGAACUUCAAAAAAACAACAAAACAACUCUGGAGGGCAUAACCAGCUUUUUGAAAGCAUAACCUUUGUAAAGGGCAUAUACAUGAAAUGCACUUCUUGACCUAUUUUUUUUGUUUCAAUGGACCAUGUUGUGAAGUCAAGAAAGUGCUUUUAACUUUUUGUGCUGGUUGCAAGAGUAUAUUAAUGAAUAUACUUUUAUAAUUUGAGACUCUAAAAGUUCUGAGAUAAUCUAUGGGUAUCCUAUUCAAAUAACUAAUUUAGCUCCAUAUUGCUGAAAUGUCAGCAUAUAUCACUACCUGUAUCAAAUAUUGCAGAUUUGGACUGAUAUUUUUGGUAGGUACUGUUUUUUUGUGGCUUUAUUUUGGUGAUAAAGGCCUUGCUAUGGAUUUUUUCUAAAGACACUGACAGCAUGUAAAUAUAGCAAAUUUUCUUCCAUUAUCGUUUCUGAUUUUUCAGUUAGCUUGGAAUGGCUGUUCUUGAAAGUUAUGCUUUCUGUUCAAAUCACAAACUUAAAGGGUAUUGUAACUGGACAAGGAGUCACUAAUCCUUCAUUUGGGUCUUGCUGUCUUACUGCUUUAGGAAUAUCCUUUAAAUACUCAAGUAUUGUGUACAGGAUUUGUUUUUGCAGUGUGUCAUGCUAUAUCAAUAGCAAAAUAUUUAGUCAGUAAGAGUAGUAUGUGUAAUUCUAUUUGCUUUUUGUAUUACAUCAGAACUUAAUACAAUGGGAACUAACAGUGAAUGUUUUAGAUUUUUCUUUCAGAGAAGACUGUUAGCAAACUCUUGUGCUUCCUUGUAGAACAGUGCAAAGUUGCACAUUUUGUGAUUCAUGUAUCUACAGGUUGCAAAAGUGGAAAAAAAAUCACACUUUAGGGUGAGAGUGUAGUUGGAGGAACUUUUUUGUUAAGAAACAACAUCUUCAAAGACAGCUGAGAUGGUAGUAACUUUUUAAAGGAAUGUAGUUUUUGCUGGGCAAUACCUAUAUGUGCAAAGCUGAAUUCCUCUUUCAGUAUUUGAAGUCUCAGGAAGCUAGGCUUACAGCUUCAGAGCUUUCCACUCUUUUCAGAAUGAUUAACUAUUUAAUCUUGUUUCUUUGACUAGGAUGACUAUCCUAUCUGUAUAAGUUAUAACUUUAAUACAUUUUCCAUAGGGGUCAUAAGAAGACCAAUAUUCUUUUAACUGAAUUUGAAUGUUAAAAGCUGCUGAAUUGACACUGUUAGCAUCUGAAGCUCUCUAACCAUGGAACAAGCUCUGUAUAGGCCAUAACUGUGCCUAAUGCCAAUGUACCCCAUUCCAGCUGUAAAGGGACCAUCUCCAAGGGGAGGGAAUAAAGGGAGUUCACCUUUCAGCGUCACUGCAAGGAUUGCCAUUAAAGGGAGCAGUGUUUGACACAGCUGUGCAUUCAUUAAGAAAUGGAUUGAAGCCAGUGGUCAUUCCACAUAGGCUGUCAAACAGCCAUUGCACAGUACUCUCUUUCAAAAUAUAUAUGAACUGUUGAUAAUGUUUGUGGGGAGUGCGUUGUGUUAUGCCACAUCAGAAACAGUCGGCGAAUAAAUGAUGCACAAAACUUAAGCAGCAUUACUUUCAUACAUGGUCUUUUAAUCUAAAUGUAGUUACAUCUCCUUAUAAUAAUGCAUUUUUGUAUUUAAAGAUUCCCUAGAAGUUCAAUUUAUCACCUGUUGCCAAGUUCUGCUCCUAGCAAAGCCAAUAACAAGACCUCAUUAACUCCCACAGGAAAAGUUCUUUACUCUCUGACAUGGUGAUCUUAAGAUUUAAAAAAGCACUGGAGUCAUGGGUGUCUUUGCUUUACUCUGGAGCACUCUGCGUUGGGACCAGGUGGAUGCAUCUCAGGUCGCAGGUGUAAUGUUUGUGAACUGACCCCUUCCCACCUCUUAUUCAUUUACACAAGCUAGUGAUACAUUUUUAGUAUUUGGACAAUCUGAUGAAUUCAGCUGUGUUUUCCUCUGUUUUUUUCCUUGCUGCUUGGUAUGUGCGAAAAAGGUGCACAAUAAAUUUGUGCUGGGAGAAGGAAUGUUAAAAAAGAAACCUUAAGUGUGGCUUUCUGCAGUUCUUUAGUAACAUUUUAUAUGUUGGCAGUUCUCUUUUUCUCUGCUAUGCUGUUUGAAAGCCCAAGGUGCUCUAGCUGUAGAGAUGAUUCCCACCAUUAUCUGUGGGAUUGCUACAAAUUGUACCAAAUUCACUUCAAGUUGGGAGGUGCAGUGGAAAGCCAGCAGUUACAGCUUUGGGAAUACUGUAGUAUAACUAUUUGUUAUGGAAAAAUAUUUUGUGUAGUCAGCAGAAAAAAUGGACUUGCACAGAAGAGAAUAUUGCUGCUUCAGUCUUGUAAACCUUUUCAGCCUCACAGGGUUUUGUUCCUAGUGAUCAGAUGCCUUCAUUUUUAGUGAGAGUGGAGGUAUCUCAGACCUUUGUAAGCUGCAGAUAGGCUUAUGUUUGUCCUUAGAGUUUGAGCUGAUAAGCCCAAGAUGAGAAAUGCAAACUUACCUUAAUGUAUAAAUCUAACAUUUUUAGUAACUUGCAUCUAAAUCCAUAAACAGCAAAAUCAUUUGUUAAUGUUAGUGUUAUGCCUUUGCAGCACUACAAGAUACCAGCUAGCUUUCUAGUUGGGGGGGUGGGGGGGGUUUAUAUAAUAAUUCCUCUGAUCUGUAUAUCUACCAGUGUAACAUGAUGAAGAUAAACCUCAGUGAAAGGUUGGGGAAAGAGUAGAAAAAAAUAAGGCUAACUAAACUCCUGUGGAGAUGUUAACGUAAUGCUAACUGAAAAAUUAUAAUGAUUUAAUUUUUGGUAAUGCAGAUUUGUGAUAAAGAAUGUAAUUUGUUAGUUAGUAUGUUAUUCCUUACAGUGGAUCACUAUUGGAAUGCAAACCUAAAGUUCAAGCAGCUACAGGGGAAAGGGAAGCCUUUGAAGGAAGUACAGACAGGAAGAAAUACAGAUACUUGGCAAGUAUGAUAAAGAAUGAAAGGAGAAAUACAAGGAGUAAAGCAAGGUACUGACCUGAACCAGACUGCUAAAACUGAAGCUUCACCAUUUCCAAUUUUAGGACACUUUGGAUCCCCUCAGUUGGCAUCAUACAGAAGAUACAUGCUUGUUUAGGUUUUGAGAAUCUCCUCUUCUUGUUCUCAUUUCCACAGUUUAGAAGAAAGUGAAAGGGAUCUAAAGAUAGGGAGGAGGGUUAUUGCAGAAAGACAUUAAAAAUAGGUAUUGCUUUAACAGUGUGCUAUUCCACUGAGACUUGUCCUGCCCGUAUGAAGCUGUAUAGGAUAGUGCUGUGCCAUGGGGAAAUUACUGUCUGAGGCCCCAAUAUUUUAAGGCCUCAAUUCUGCUGUCAGUUCUGCAUGGGAUGAGCCCUGUAUCUGUAUAAAACCACAUGGACUUUACAGGAUCUAUUUAUGAAUGUGAAGCUCUGCCCAGUCAGUCAGCUGCAGAAUUGUGUCCUUAACGUGAUCAGUUGUAGUUACAUGGCUGUUUAUAUUAACUGUAAUUUGGGUGCCUAUUAUGUAGCCAAAACCCUUGUUAUUUCACUUUUCCCAACUAAAGCAUGAACAGAAGCUCUUUGCUGUACAACAUCUGUAAAAACGUACUUCAUAUUUGUCUAGUAAAUUAAGGCAUGUGAUUUUGGGCCAUGGGUCUCAACAGACUUUGCUCAUAUACCUGCCUGAAUGUUUUCCUAGAUCUGCAGCCAUGUCUCGGUAUGAAGGUAUGGUGGGAUUUGUUUACCUGAGUGAACGGAAUAGCAGCUCUCAUCUGUCUCAACGCAGGUGUCUGCUUGCUACUGGUCAGGAUCAUGGAAGGAUGCAUCUUCUGCACUUUUAUGUGAAAUUGUCUAAAAUAUGGUGAUUAACAUGAUUAUUGGAAUACUGUAUUUUGUAUAACUUAGAAUAUGUAAAUACACUUUUAAAACUAAUCUGUUCUAUGAAGUAAUAAAUAAGUGCUUCCAUUGUAAUAUUUGAAUAUUGUUAAUGCUUCAUGUAGCUUGAUUUGAGAGUUUUUUUCCUAGAGAACUACAGAAAUCAAAACAAAGAUUGAUGUUGUGGAAUUCUAGUCUAGUUGUGAUGCUUUCUAUCAGCAAAAAAUGUUUUAAAAAAAGUAAUGAGCUACGCUUAAGCAGAGAAACUGAUAAUUUGAGGAAACCGAUUCUCCUUCAGUCUUUCUUUAACAGUAGUCACUGUUACAUUCAUAGUUCUACUCUUCCCAUCCCAUUUGCUGGACAGUUGACUUGUUCACCAGCUGCAUCUGGAAAGUGGCAAUAUUAAAUGGCUUAUAAAGCUUAGUGAUUGAGGAAAAUGAAAGUGGAUUUUAUUUAUUUACUUUUAUUUAAACUAUUCUCUCUUUUGGCUUAAACAGAUCUGUCUCCAUCCUUCAGCCAGACUGCAGCAAGUUGCAAUGAAACAGUGAGUGACUGUUACUAAAGCUCAUUUGUAACCUAGGUAGUCUACAUCUUGAUUAGUCCUAUUAUGUACAUAGAUGACACACAGGUAUCCUGCCUUGGUGUGGGGAGAAAGCAAUUCAAGACUUGAGAUUUUUGCUGAGUAUGUGUUCACUGGAUGCUGCACAGCUGGAACUUUCAUCAGCUUUCAUGACCUUUUCUAUCUAACGUUAAAAGAAGAAACAGUGGUAUGAGAAUCAUGAGCAGUCUGCUAGGAAACAUGAACAUUUGUUUUUUCAGGAGAAGGUGAGGAGAUUGGUCCAUCAGCCUUCAUCUAGGGAGAUUAUCCUGUGAUAACACCUUCUCCAGCCAUAACAUUACUACUUUAUCUUUAAUGCUGUACUGCAGCAGUCUCCUCUCUGCUAUCAACUGCUUCUGCAGUGUUCCAUAAAUGACAAAGCUACAGCACCUCUUUUGUAGUGGGCAGAGAUGGUGACACACAUCCCCCACCCCCAGUCCUUGGUGUAUCUAGACUAUAAAAUAGCUACGAAACAGCUAAGCGUAUGCACAGGUUAUUCAGAAAGUUCUGUUCCUGUAAAGUUUUUUUUCAGAGACCUUUGGUUUUGAACCAAAUAGUUUGAAGGAACUCUUAUCUGCUAUAUUUGCCUUGAAAUUCUUUUGCCUCUGGGAUAAAAAUACUUUAUUUGGAUUCAUAUGUGACAUUGCUCUGACCCAUUCAUUCAAAGGGAUGGAUGAUAAAUCUGCACAGUAUUUAUAUGAAAUAUAAAUCUGAUCUUAGUUUUAUUGCAUGAUAAAUUGUUUAAUCUCUUGGGUAUCUUAAACCUGGAGGUUGUUUAGAUAAUUCCUGUAUGUGCAGCUGAUUUUUGAAGCAGCCUAUAGAGUGCAUCUGAGAUCAUCCCAACUGGAAGAUGCUGUAGAAAUGAAUAAUAAUUAUGUUUUAAAGCAGCUGGGUAAAACUCUAUUGCCAUAAAUGAUUUUAGUGUAUAUAUAAAUCCUUUAUCCCAAACAGCUCGUUUUGCACAUAAAUCUACACACUCCGGGCAGCUGAUGGGUGAAAAUAAAGGUGCUUAAGCAGCAGUCUAAUGGGGAAAGGGCAUUUCAGUGCUGCAGAAUUGGUAUUAUUUUGUAUUUCCAUUUCUUACGCUUUUUCAAAUGUAUAAACCACGGAUUCGAAUUCUCAACGUCUUCAAAAACAGCUUGGAUUUUGUGAGUAGUUUAAAUCCUCUCACUUCUCUGCUCGUAAUUUUUUUUAAAAACGCUUUUGUUUAAAAUGUAAAAUUUUUAGUGUAUUAAAUUCUGUUAGUACCCUUUCUUUUUAAGAAAUAAAAUUUAUAUUCCACUAUGCA